Aspergillus costaricaensis CBS 115574 is the source of this 2862-nucleotide messenger RNA. RefSeq names its product glycoside hydrolase family 35 protein. The record is from RefSeq and is a predicted model, not a curated record. Gene Ontology annotation, molecular function: beta-galactosidase activity. The coding region runs from base 1 to 2862 and encodes 953 amino acids. The transcript is spliced from 13 exons. Gene Ontology annotation, biological process: carbohydrate metabolic process. Gene Ontology annotation, cellular component: vacuole. NCBI's taxonomy places the organism in Eukaryota, Fungi, Ascomycota, Eurotiomycetes, Eurotiales, Aspergillaceae.
AUGAGGCUUCCAGUGCUGCUGAAACUUGUGCUCGCUUUAGCAACCUUAUGCCAGGCGUUUUCAGUAUCAAACCACUCAAGUGGAGCUGUGACAUGGGACGAAUAUAGCUUGAUAGUCAAUGGGGAGAGGGUUCUCAUCAAUGCUGCUGAGUUCCAUUACCAGAGACUGCCCGUCCCUGAAAUGUGGUUGGAUGUGCUGCAAAAGUUGAAAGCAAAUGGCUUCAACACAAUUAGUGUCUAUUUCUUCUGGAGUUAUCACUCUGCUUCCAGGGAUGCAUAUGAUUAUGAAACCGGGGCACAUAACAUACAGCGUCUUUUUGAUAUGGCCAAACAGACAGGCCUAUGGGUAAUUGCCCGACCGGGUGCUUAUGUCAACGCACAAACAAAUGCGGGCGGUUUAGCUCUAUGGGGCUCCGAUGGCUCCAUGGGAAAGCUGCGGACCUCAGAUGAGGCCUAUCAUCAAGCUUGGCUUCCAUAUAUGAGGAAGGUCGGACAAAUCAUUGCAGCGAGCCAGAUCACAAAAGGUGGUCCCGUCAUACUCUUCCAGGUAGAAAAUGAGCUACGAGAGACCAGCCAUAAACCCAACAAUACUCUCGUUACGUAUAUGGAACAGCUUGAGUCAGGAAUUAGGGAUGUGGGAAUAACGGUUCCUAUGACUCACAACGAACAAAGCACGAGAUAUAUAUCCUGGUCAAGGAAUUACGAGAACGUUGGUGGCGCAGUCGACAUUUAUGGCUUUGACGACUACCCUGCAGGAUUCCUUGUCGGGAACAAAUGUGAUGGAGCGACUGGCUUCGAUGUAGUUCGAACUUACUAUCAGCGUACUUUGACUUGGGGUGCACCGCAAAAUUAUGAUGAUUGUCGAAGCGAGCACAGUACUACCUUUGUGGACAUCUACUACAAGAACAACAUUGGCCAGCGCGUGACGCUACAGAGUAUAUACGAAGGCUAUGGAGGGACCAACUGGGGCCACUCUGCUUGCCCGGUGGCAUAUACCAGCAAUGACUAUAUGACCCCCCUCCGAGAAACUCGCGAGCAAUGGGCCAAGCUUUGGCAAACGAAGUUGAUACAACUCUUCUCAGGAUCAGCACCUGAUUUGCUCAAGACGAAUAUGCAUGGGAAUGGGUCGGGUUACAGUCUCUCAACACCCGACGCUUAUAGCUGGGUCCUGAAGAAUCCAGAUACCCAGGCAACAUUCACUGUGCUGCAGCAGAAUGAAACUCCAUCAACCGCUACCAUCACCUUUUCAGCCUACUUGAACACCAGCCUUGGCAAUGUGACUGUUCCAGGUAUCCAGCUUGAAGGGCGCCAGAGCAAGAUUCUAGUUACCGACUAUAAGUUUGGUAACCAAACUCUGCUGUAUUCGUCAGCGGAUGUACUCACGAAUGGCGUCCUGCCCCACCACGACGUUCUAAUAUUGUAUCUGUGGGAAGGACAGACAGGCGAGUUUGCUUUAAGAACGUCGAAGAACUUGACGUUCGAGGUAUACGGCGCGUCUACCGUAUCGUCCACGAUUCAUCAUGGUUACCAGAAGAUUAGGUACACACAGUCUACCGGUUCUACUGUCCUUCGUUUUUCAAAUGGGGUCAUUGUUCUAUUGCUUGAUCAACCUACAGCAUGGCAUAUCUGGGCUCCGCCAACAUCAAAAUACCCUUCUCCUAAGCCAGACCAGAAGCUUUUCAUUCUCGGUCCGUACCUAGUUAGGUUUGCAUCAGUCAAUAACGAAGUGCUUCAAGUGUCCGGAGACAACAACGGAACUAUGACGUUGGAAAGUUUCAUCGGCGACGUGCCCAUCAAGGCAAUUGAAUGGAACGGCCAGCUACUCACAGCGAGCAAGACGCCCUAUGGUUCCUACACAGCCCAAAUACCUGGUACAGAAAACCGAUCAAUUUUUGACGACUCCAGGUGGACGGUCGCAAACAAGAAUAGUACCCUCAGUCCUAUAGCUCCUCUUACCCUGCCAGUCCUGUUUUCCGACUAUGGUUACUACGCCGGUGCUAAAAUAUACCGUGGAUACUUUGACGGCAUCGAACACACCGCAGUCAACAUUACCGCCUCUGGAGGCCUUGCGUUCGGAUGGAACGCAUGGCUAAACGGACAUCUCAUUGGGGGCCACGCUAGCGAUCCCAAUCUAUCAGCCACGAAUUUGACUCUAACGCUUCCAGUGUCCCAUCUCAAGACGAGGAACAAUGUCAUCACAGUCUUAGUUGACUACCAUGACCAUGAUGAAACUGAUAUCCCUAACGGUGCUGAGAAUCCUAGGGGCAUUCUCGGUGCGUAUCUCCUUCCAGGAGGUACACGAACAGAAACCGGGUUCAGACUAUGGAAGAUUCAAGGUAAUGCUGGUGGUUCGAAGAAGAUUGACCCAGUCCGUGGACCCAUGAAUGAGGGUGGCCUCUAUGCUGAACGACUAGGCUGGUUCCUCCCUGGCUUCCCGGCUUCAGAUGACAAGGAGUUCAAGAGUACUUCCAGUCCGCUAGACGGCCUCUCAAGAUCAGGUGUCCGCUUCUAUGUCACAACAUUCAAUCUUGAUAUCGACAGUGAUUUAGACGCACCAAUUGGUGUUGCUCUCUCAGCGCCAAAUGGCAUCAUAGCACGUGUAAUGCUUUGGGUCAAUGGAUAUCAAUACGGAAAAUACGUCCCUCACAUUGGCCCGCAGACGAAGUUUCCUAUUCCUCCGGGAAUCAUCAACAACCGGGGUCAGAAUACAUUAGCCUUGAGUGUGUGGGCGCAAACAGAUGCCGGUGUGAAGCUCGACACUGUACAGCUCUUCACCUACGGGUUGUAUCAGACGGAUUUUCAGUUUGAUCGGGACUGGAGCUAUUUGCAGCCGAGGUGGGAGGAUAGAAGCAUGUAUUCUUAG